GUGGGAGACAAAGAUUGUUGUGGAUCGGGGCUUAUAUAAGUAUCAUUCCUUUGUAAGAUGAGUGUGUUUUGGGAGAGUUUUCAGCGUAUAGAAUUCUUGUAAAUGAAUUUAUUGGGCAAGUCAUUCAAGGUAUCAGGUGGAAGAGUGUGUGGCUUGAACAAGGACUGCUCACCAUGCCAAGUUGGUCAGGCGCUUUGUCUGGAUGGGCUGUGCACUUGUUUGGACACCAUGGCCAAUGCUAAAUCAGGUGGAAGAGUGUGUUGUUUGAACAAGGACUGCUCACCAUGCAUGGUUGGCCAGGCGCUUUGUCUGGAUGGGUUGUGCACUUGUUUGGACAUCAAGGCCCAUGCUAAAUCAGAUGAUACCCUAUGUAACACGGACAAGGAGUGCCCGCCAUGCAAAGACGGUAGGCGGUAUUGUUCCGAAGGGUUUUGCACUUGUCUGCCCAACUAGUCCUGUGUUUUCAAAAGUGAACUUGUAGUUGCAAUGGAGACAUGGACCGUGCCAGCCAUUGUAAACCAAAUGUUUGCUUUUGUUUUUGUUGAUGAAUUUUUUUCUAAACCCUAUUAAUGUUAGUAGUGUUUAUUGUGUGGA
Messenger RNA from Salvia splendens (bonfire salvia), 594 nucleotides. Its product is annotated as defensin-like protein 295. Lineage: Eukaryota; Viridiplantae; Streptophyta; Magnoliopsida; Lamiales; Lamiaceae. The record is from RefSeq and is a predicted model, not a curated record. Bases 103 to 453 code for a protein of 116 amino acids. The transcript has 4 exons.